Molecule: messenger RNA, 1380 nt
Organism: Talaromyces rugulosus
Lineage: Eukaryota; Fungi; Ascomycota; Eurotiomycetes; Eurotiales; Trichocomaceae
Exons: 2
Coding region: 1-1380 (459 amino acids)
Biological process (GO): secondary metabolite biosynthetic process
Molecular function (GO): FAD binding
Source: RefSeq, a predicted model, not a curated record
AUGGGGAAUUGCAUGAGCACUAAUAAGAAGGCGUCGCGAGCCCCAGACGACGAACAAUUCGAGGUUGCAAUUAUUGGCGGAGGAAUAUGCGGCUUAAUCCUCGCAAUAGGACUACUGAGACGCAAUGUCAAAAUCACAAUGUAUGAGCAGUCGCGCAGCUUUCGCGAAAUCGGCGCCGGAGUUGCUUUCACUGCUAAUGCGAUUCAAUGUAUGCGCCUUAUUCAUCCCGGCAUUGUGGAUGCCCUGAAAUCCGUUGCGACAUCAAAUGGUGACCCCAAUGAUCCAAACGACUAUUUACAAUAUACCGACGGAUUCAAUCAAAAGGAAGGAGAAGAAUCAAAGAUCCUUUUCAAGUUAUACGCUGGUUACCGCGGCUUCGAAGGAUGUCAUCGCGCGCAUCUUUUAGAUGAGCUGGUCAAGCUGGUUCCAGAUAAUGUCGUCCAGUUCCGUAAACGGCUGGACCGUUAUACUGACCAUGGAGAUGGUGGGAAACUGAAACUGCAUUUUGAAGAUGGAUCCUCUGCAGAAGCAGAUGCAGUUAUCGGAUGCGAUGGAAUUAAAUCGAAAGUGAGACAAGUUCUUCUAGGAGAAGAAAAUCCGGCAUCAUACCCGACAUAUAGUCAUAAGUGCGCCUUUCGUGCUCUUGUCCCCAUGGAUCGAGCUGCCGCAGCCCUCGGCGACGAAGUAGCAAAGAAUCAAAGAAUGCAUUACGGACCAAGCGCCCACAUACUACAUUUCCCAGUCGCCCAUCAGAGCCUCAUGAACGUGGUGGCAUUUUUGGAUGACCCGACAGAACGAUCAUAUUCAUCAAAGCUUUCAGAGCCAGGGAGCAAACAAGAGGUGGUUCAAGCAUUUGCGAAUUGGGGACCGACAGUUCGCACCAUCACAAAUCUUUUAGAUGAUGAGAUGGACAAAUGGUUUAUCUUUGACACAAAUGACCAUCCGGCGCCAACAUAUGCAAGCGGCCGUGUCUGCAUUGCAGGUGACGCAGCCCAUGCCUCGUCGCCACACCAUGGUGCUGGAGCAGGGGUUGGUGUUGAAGAUGCACUCGCCCUGUCACGGUUAUUGGAGUUGGUCACUGAUUCGGUAAACAAUAAUACGCAAAUCUCGAAACAAGAAGCUCUGAAAGCCGCAUUUGCUGCCUUUGAUGAAGUGCGCCGCGAACGAACACAGUGGUUUGUGAGCAGUAGUAGGAUGAUAUGCGACGUAUAUGAAUUGAAGCAUGCCGAGACAGGUACUGAAAUGCAGAAGAUGUACGAGGAGAUCAAAUGGCGAUCUCACGCCAUUUGGUAUUUUGAUAUCGAUGGCAUGCUACAUCAAGUUGAAGAUCAGUACAAGGGCAGGUUGAAUGGGGAUAAAAUUCCAAAAAGCAUGCUAUGA